Bufo gargarizans (Asiatic toad) is the source of this 2900-nucleotide messenger RNA. Its product is annotated as zinc finger protein 2-like. The record is from RefSeq and is a predicted model, not a curated record. Gene Ontology annotation, cellular component: nucleus. The transcript is spliced from 5 exons. NCBI's taxonomy places the organism in Eukaryota, Metazoa, Chordata, Amphibia, Anura, Bufonidae. Gene Ontology annotation, molecular function: RNA polymerase II cis-regulatory region sequence-specific DNA binding; DNA-binding transcription factor activity, RNA polymerase II-specific. Gene Ontology annotation, biological process: central nervous system development; regulation of transcription by RNA polymerase II. Bases 307 to 2469 code for a protein of 720 amino acids.
GUGCUAGCGAGUGCAGACAGGAAAAGUGCAAAACCCCAAACCAUCGGGACCUUGUAUCAUCCUGUGAGGAUGGACAUGGGCGCGAGUAAUGUAAGCGAGAGGGUGCUGCAUCUCACCCUGGAGAUCAUCUACCUGCUGACCGGAGAGGUGAGGGCUUCUACCACUUGUCACAUCACCUCCACGUUCUCAUUCUUAAACCUCCAUCAAGGUCCUACAGUAUGGACUGCAACAUGAGCCAUGUUCUAGUAAUGGUCAUCGCCAGCCUUGGUAUUAAAGCGGGAGUCCAGGCAUACUUUAUGUACCUCCAUGCUUGGUGGUCAGGUUGCCAAGGCGACCGUUCAAUGCUCGGACUAUGGGCCUGUAGGCAACUCCAGUGACCCAAUGAAAGCCAACAGACAUCCUUGUUCAUCAAAAGGAUGGGACAAGAGCCAGAUCUCCAUCACAGAGCCUCCAUCUCACUCACAGAUCAUUAAGAGAAACCAGGAGAAGACAAUUCUAGAACUCACCAACAAGAUCAUUUUGCUGCUGACUGGAGAGGUUUCUGUUCGGUGUCAGGAUGUCACUGUCCAUUUUUCCAUGGAGGAGUGGGAGUAUUUAGAAGAGCACAAGGACCUCUACAAGGAGGUUAUGAAGACUCGCCUACCCCUCAAAUCGCCGGAUCUUAUUGAAGUUUCAAAGACAUCGCGGGCAUCCCAUAACCCUGUUUCUUCACUGGAUUGUAUAAAUGACAGUCCCAGUGUUUUCAAUAUUUACACUUCAGAUAUGGCCAGCUCUCUGGAUGACGUUACUGAGAUACCCAAUUCAUGUGAAAUAGUAAAUCUUGGUGACAAUGACAUAUGUAUAAAAUCUAAUAAAAAACAAUUCUUAAUUCCUCAUAUUGAAGAGGAACUUUGUGAGAAAAAUGUUCUCAUUGAAUCCCAGAUGUAUAUACCCACAGGUCACAAACAGCACUAUCCAGCUUCCUAUAUUAAGGUGGAAAUUGAGGAAGAAAAUCCAGAACAUACCACCAUUUAUACAAUAACAGAUUCAACACCACAGUAUCAAUCUAUUCAAAUUAAGGAGGAGCCAGUCUCAUGUGAUGAAGAUAAUUUCUCAGACACUAAUUUAUAUGCCUCCAUAAAUCACAGACAACAGUAUCCAUCUGCGCAUGCUAAGGUGGAAGCAAUUUCCUUUGAAGAGGAAGACACAGACAUAUGUACAUCAGAUCAUAUUCAGCAAGAUUUAUCUUACCAUGUUAAGGAGGAACCAAUGUUAUGUGAUGAUGAAAAUCUUGCAGCGUUUUAUUUGGGAGUAAACCAUAUAGAGCAGAAUGGAGAAAUAUAUCCAUUAAAACCUAGACCAUUCAUGUGCUUUCAGUGUGGGAAGUGCUUUACACGCAAGUCACAGCUCCAUAGACAUCAGAUGAUACAUACCGGUGUGAGACCAUAUUCCUGCUCAGAAUGUGGAAAACGUUUUUUCCGGAACUCACACCUUCUUAUACAUCAAAGAACACACACAGGAGAGAGGCCAUAUUCCUGCUCUGAAUGUGGAAAACGGUUCACCACAAAUUCAAAUCUUACUAUCCACAAAAGGAUCCACACAGGUGAGAACUUAUAUUACUGCCCUGAAUGUCACAAAUGUUUUACAAAUAACUCCAAUCUUGCUAUACAUCUGAGGAUACACACAGGAGAGAAACCGUAUCCUUGCUCAGAAUGUGGUAAAUGUUUUACAACCAAAUCAAAUCUCGUUCUACACCAGAAGAUUCACACAGGUGCUCGACUGUAUCACUGUUCUGAAUGUGAGAAGAGUUUUACCACCAGUGCAAACCUGGCUCUUCACCAGAGGAUUCACACCGGAGAAAAACCAUAUUCUUGCUUGGACUGUGGGAAAUCUUUCACGAUAAACUCCCAUCUUGUCAGACAUCAGAGAGUCCACACAGGAGAAAAGCCCUUCUCUUGCAUGGAAUGUGAUAAAAGUUUCAUUAGCAAUUAUGAACUUAAAAGACAUCAACAAACUCACUUUGAAGAAAAGGCUUAUGCAGAAACCUUUGGCGAUGAAUGCAUAAAUGAUCCUGCAGAUCCCUCUAAGGAUUGGAGAGUUUCCUCAACAGAGAGAUCAUAUUUUUGUUCUGAAUGUGGAAAAGGAUUUGCCACCAACUCAAAUCUUGUCCAGCACAGGAGGAUACACAGGACUGAAAGACCAUAUUCUUGUUCUCAAUGUGGUAAAAGUUUUACAUGUAAAGCAUAUCUUCAUAGGCAUCAAAAAAUUCACACUGGAGAGAGACCAUAUUCUUGUCCUAUAUGUAGAAAAUGUUUCUCCAGAAACUCCCAUCUGAAAAGGCAUCAAAAAUGUCAUACAAGAAAGAAAGCCUUCCCAUGCCUGGACUGUGGAAAAUAUUUUAGUUCUCAGGCGCGCCUUGUUCAACACAGUCAGAUUCAUGCAGCGGAAAACCCUCAGUCUUCUGCACAUGAGGACAUUUAUAUUAUAUAAGUUUAGGAUUUGGACAUUAAAUUAGAGAUUGAUGGUUGAAGAUAAAACUUAAUUUUGUUAGGACAUGGAUUCUAAUUUUCUAGCAAUGUCGAAAAAUGUCUCACUAUGAAGUGAAUAUUAGAGAUGUUUAUGGCUGAUGUGAUCAUGUGUAUUCAUGUAGAAAUUGUUCUAAGGUUGAAGAUCUCGAUGGUUCACUUGUAGAGCUACCCAAAAUUAAGAGCAUCAAACUUAUUUGUGUGGUAAAUUAGGGUUUUCUUAUAGGCCGUUUAUGUUCGGUUGGUGGUGCUCAGACACCUCGGAAACCUGGAGACCAGCAGAAUGAAUGGACUGCAGCACUCCAGCAAGUCCUGCAGGCUGAUUCAUUUACACAGGAAAGUAUUCUUAGUUUGCUGCCAAUAUAAAUAUGGACAUACAAUACAGACCAAAAGUUU